AUGGCGUCUCUUCCACCAGAGAUAUGGCGCCAAGUAGCUUCAUACAUCGCACCCGAAUUACUACAACAUCUCUAUUCGCUCAACAAAGCUUUUUUCGACGCUGCGAUGGAUGUGCGAUACCGCGAGGUGAGGUUAGACUCGGAGUGUUUGGGCGAAGGUGAAGGGGAGAGGGUGCUCGAUAGACUCGGAUCUCCAACAGUGUCGUCUCGAGUCAGGCGCUUAUAUUUAUCGUCGCACGACCAAGUCGAAGAUGGACAAAGUCCGCACGAAAACGAGAGCCAGCGGUCAAAAUCUCUCAUAAAAUCUCUCGCUCGUCGUGCUUUUGGCUCGCGGCAGCAUCAAGUCACCCGCGUCGCCUCCAAUGACACUACCACCCAACUGCGCGAAAAGUUGGAAAGGGCGAUACCCCUCCUCACCAACGUGCGCGCGUUUCAUCUCUCCUGGACAUCCUCCAAAGACCAUGCUUCCCCUUAUCUCGACAUCGCAUGGAAAACAUUCGCAUUGACACUCACCGAGCUGCAUCUAACCAUCACAACCACCAAAGCGCUCGCCCUCUUCCCCCUCCCCCUCCCCUUCCCCUCCCUCCAAAUCCUCCACAUCCACAUUCUAGGACGCACGUCAAUUGCACCGUGUCAAGCGGUACUUGCAGCCUUUGUCAACACACUCCAUGCAACACUCCAAUCCCUCUCUAUACGCUCGACGCCUGUUCGAAAUUUAUCGGAUUUUUAUCUUGGAUUAGGACAUUUUAAUUAUCUUUCCGCGUUGGACGUGGACAUUUCCACGGACGCUACGUUCAAAUCUUCGGUUGUCCCGGGCUACACAGCGUUUAUAGACCAGCAACGACAAGUGACUGAAGAAUUAACGCUCUACAUCCCCCCCGACCAGUCAACGACCUGGCGUCUCGAAGAACCACGUCUAUCAAAACUGGAGAAACUGACGAUCGCAGCAGGGCUGGUGGACAACAACUGGGACCAAUGUACACGGUUCAUGAAGCGCCAUAUGAAGAAACUAGCCAGUUUCAGCACGGACGGGCGCAUAUAUCCUGCGCGGCUCGCUUCGUUUCUUGAAGUCUUUCAUCAUAGGAAUCCGUAUUCGGUGCUCUGCACGCUCUCCUUUUCUGCGGCGAGUUUGGAUGUUAGGUUGAUGGACCUGCUGGCGAAUGGUCUUUUUCGGUUACGCAGUUUGACAUUGUUGAUUGAUUCUGUUGCAGUGCAUGCGAAAUGCACUGUUAUUCCAAGCGAAUUCUACCCUCGCGGAUCGCCAGCCGACCCGCCAUUACCCUUCAUUCGCGGUCUACGCGCCUGCGACGCGCUCAAAAAGUGGGAGUUGGAGGAUAUCACCAUAAAACGCCAUUCAUGCUGCGGUGAACUCAUUUUAUGGGGCUUGAUGGAGGUUUGCGCGGGGGUUGUACCGUCUAUUAAAAGUUUUGUGGGGGUGGAGAGUUUGAGUGUGCCUGUUCCGUCGAAUGUUCCGCCGAAGCGGUGUGUGGGUAGGGGAUUUGGUGCGAGUGAAGCAGAAGCUCUGCUCGGGCUGUCGUUCAAAUUUUCAUCUUGCAUGUUGAGACACAAGAAGAGAAGAGAGUUGGCGGCUACGAGAGAGGAGCACUGGCAGGCCCGGCAGGAACUUUGGAAGAAUGAUAUGUCGUAUUUAAACUCCAGGACAGAUAUAGCAUCGGAAAAGUCUGGACAAGCACCCAUACCCGUAUCGAGAGAAAUCGAUUCCAUGCAAUCUCCUUACCUCCCAUGGUCAGAUAGGAAAUCUAUAAGCAAAGAUCCCAACUCACAAGACUCACAAACUUACACUCAACUCGCUCAUGCGAUCGUGCGUUUCCUCGGUCUCGAGUCACAGGAAGAGCUAGCAGAAUACAACCUCAAUAACGCCGGGGAGCUAGUGGAUCUCAUUUCCAGGUUCACCACUAAUACUUUCACGGUGUCUACCCCGGCACUGGCGCCUUUGGGCGCAUGUGUCUCGCCAUUGGUAGCACUGAUAAAUCACUCUUGCGAUCCUAACGCAGUGGUUGUAUUUCCUCGGGCAACUUCAAGGAGGGAGGACGAACCCCUGAUGCAGGUUAUCGCGUUGAAACACAUUGCGCCUGACGAGGAGGUGUUGACAGCGUAUAUCGACACCACCCUUCCACGGGAGCAUCGAAAGAAAAUUCUAAAUGAGACAUAUCACUUCACGUGCAGAUGCCCUCUGUGUGCUCCACCACCACCAGCCGCGAAUAGUAGUGCUCUGGACAUGCGAGAAGCGAUGUGGUGCCCCAAGAAAUGCGGUGGGAUGUGUCCGUUACCAACAGAAGAGAAGAGUUUGACGAGGUGUAAUAGAUGUAAAACGCCUGUCAAGGACACGGACGCCGUUCUUGACGCUGUACGCGUUGGCCAGGAAGCGUUGCAUAAAGCUGAAGCACUCCAGUUUACCAAUCCAACGAAGUCCAUUCAGCUGACGACGAAACUGGUUCCUAUUUUAGUAUCCGUCGGACUCGUACCGGCGGCGUACCCGCUCCUCGCUCUAUGCCGACUAUGCGCGUCAUUGCUCAUUUCGCACCUCUCACCUGCCACCAGCGAUGUUGAGGAAGUUCUUUCACCAGAACUACAAUCCUCCUCCUCCUCCUCCUCCUCCUCCUUACCAGCGGAUCCGAUGAACAAACGCACUGAUCCUCGUACACCAGAAGAACAACAAGAAGCGCUGGACGACGCAAUUCGCGCAGCGACGCGCGCGAGCUCUGGGCUUUCGCUGAUUUUGGCAGAGGGACUCCCGGUACGAGGGGUCGCGCUGGCGGAGCUUGGAAAACUUUUGGCGGUGCAUGAGCCGUGUCCUGCGGGCGUUGAGCCGGGUUCGCAAGGUGUCUCGUCACCUGGCGCUCCAGCAAUUUCUCCAUCUCCACCUUCGCCUUUGCCUUUGCCUUCACCCUCACCUUCUCCUUCACCAUUGACGAUGCACCCACACCCACACCUAAACUCCACACCCACACCUAAAACCCACACCCACACCCACACCCUACCCACCCUCCGGCCCACCCUCCGGCCCACCCCGCCUCAAACUCGCCUACGAAACGCUCGUGCGCGCGCGGGCUGA
Molecule: messenger RNA, 3075 nt
Organism: Psilocybe cubensis
Lineage: Eukaryota; Fungi; Basidiomycota; Agaricomycetes; Agaricales; Agrocybaceae
Exons: 9
Coding region: 1-3075 (1024 amino acids)
Cellular component (GO): nucleus
Molecular function (GO): protein binding
Source: RefSeq, a predicted model, not a curated record